Messenger RNA from Saccostrea echinata, 1632 nucleotides. RefSeq names its product UPF0415 protein C7orf25 homolog. The record is from RefSeq and is a predicted model, not a curated record. Lineage: Eukaryota; Metazoa; Mollusca; Bivalvia; Ostreida; Ostreidae. The transcript has 8 exons. Bases 82 to 1515 code for a protein of 477 amino acids.
UGCCAAAUGCUUUGGUAGACUACGUCUUGAACGGUCUUCGGAGUACGGUAGAACUUUUUGUUUGAUGCAGGUUUUUCCAGAAUGGCAGAGAGGCAGCCGAAGGAUUCUUCAGGGGAAGACAACUCUGCCUUGCUUGAUCAAUACAUUGAUUGUGCCAAGAAAUUCAUAGAUCUUGCCAAAGAACUUGGUCAUAUCAAAGGAGCUAACAAGCUGCAGCGAAUGUGUAAAUCGGAACUGAAGUAUCUGCAGUCGCUAAGAAAGAUUCCUACACUGGUUUGUGGAAAUCAUUUAAAGAGCAGCAACUUGAGCCACUUUGCUGGAUGUUUACAUGCAGCAUACAAUGCCCCUGGUGUGGUCCAGAUCCUCUGCCCCUUUUCUAUGACUGGACGGACAGAAAACCUCGUGGUGGAUGUUGUAGCAAAUCAAGGUCAUACAUGGGUCAAGGUCAUAGCAAGGAAAGCACAGGCAUUGCACUUGAUUUGGGCAGGAAGAGGACAGUUUGGAGAGAGAGAUCUGGUCAGACAAGCCAAGGAUUAUCUACGCUGUGCUGCUCACCAUCCAGUCAACUUCCAGAAACCCAAAGUCCACUUUGCUUUUUAUAAUCAGGUGACGAUACAAAUGGCAGCUUGCCUGGAGAAGUUGGGGGUUUCUGUGUCAGGUGACAGGGUACCUGUUGAUGAAGGAACAGCCAACCAGAUCAACAUGGCGUGUCUUUCUUCAGAUGAAGACAGUGAAGAUGAACCCUGUCCUGAUAACGAUAUCAGUGGCGAUGAUGAUUCAGAUGUAAAUCAAGAUGACUUUUCCUCACACACUGAAGGAAGAUUUGAAGGAGACAGAUUUUCAAUAGGACCUUCAGCUGAUUUGAACUGUGAUAUUACCACAAGUACCUCUAGACUUUCCAAGAAUGACACUUUAUUUUCUGAAAUGAAUUUAAUAGACUCUUUAAUAUCGUGUUUGCCAAGGUUUGAUUGUUUAACACACUGCGCAAAGGGUAAUGAUUCUGAAAAAGUCAACCUGGAUAUCACAACUUUGAUUACGCUGGUGUCCUCUGUAACUCAUGGAGGCUGCCAGUUUGAGUUUCCAGAGAAAAUUCUGGCUCAACAAGCUACAGAAGAAAGACAGGAGCCAGUCUUACCAAAACUAAGGACAUUUCUGCAAGGAAAGACAAUGUACGUGUGUAGGACAGCACUGGAAGAUUUUCAGUCAAUUCUGGACACUUUAGGUGGUCAAAAGGAAAAGGAACGUGCCAAAGAACUACUCUCUCGCGUCACCAUUGUGGACGACGAUCCGUCAGACAGAACAACACAGAUGCCAUAUUCACUUAAAAUCAAAGAAAGGUCAAAGGUGAUAUUCGGGACAGGUGAUAAACUCCAAGCAGUGACAGUAACGGCGAACUCUAGCUUUGUGAGAGCUGCACAGCAUCAGGGUGUGUCAUAUGCAGUGCAUUUACAUCCAUCAAGGGCCUUAACUGAAGAAAAAGAGAAGAGUGCUGUCCCUUUACCCUCUAGUGAAUGAACGGUGGACUCUGAUAUCUCUAUUGAUCUGUGAUGUAGACAAUAAUUGUCCUAAAAUCUUGUCAUGAACAGAUGUGUAAUUGCAGAGUUUAGAAAAUACAUAUAAGAGUAUGAAAUA